Tarenaya hassleriana is the source of this 691-nucleotide messenger RNA. Its product is annotated as 2S seed storage protein 5. Gene Ontology annotation, molecular function: nutrient reservoir activity. The coding region runs from base 54 to 533 and encodes 159 amino acids. NCBI's taxonomy places the organism in Eukaryota, Viridiplantae, Streptophyta, Magnoliopsida, Brassicales, Cleomaceae. The record is from RefSeq and is a predicted model, not a curated record. The transcript has a single exon.
GAUCUAAUGACCAAAAACACACACACACACGCACUCUUCCAUCACUACCACAAAUGGCGAAGCUCAUAGUCGUGUUGGCUACUUUUGCCCUCUUCCUCCUCGUGGCGAACGCCUCCAUCUACCGUACGGUGGUGGAGUUCGACGAGGAAGACGUCAACCAGAGCGGACAGCAAGGCCAGUGCCAGAGGGAGUUCCAGCAGCACCAGCAGUUUAGGGCUUGUCAGAAAUGGAUCCGUCAACGCGGUCAACGCGGUGGAUACGCCGAGGAAGACAUCGAGCUCGUCGUGGAAGAAGACAACGACGAGGACGACAUGAACCAGAGGCAGCAGUCACUGCAGCAGUGUUGCAGGGAGCUGAACCAGGUGGACCGAAUGUGCGUCUGUCCGGUGAUAAGGCACGCGGCUCAGCAGGUGAGGUUCCAGGGACAGCACCAGCCGCAGCAGGUGAGGCAGAUGUUCCGAGCUGCUCGGAACUUGCCCAACAUCUGCAAAAUCCCUGUCGGACAAUGCCAGUUCCAGGCCACCCCUUACUAGGCAAUCCUUUGUAAGAAAAUGUCCACCAUGUGCAUGAGAAUAAUAAGAAGAGUAUGUCUGUAAUCAAAUCACACACUAUCGUGUGUGUAAUGUAAGAAAGUGUGAAGGCUAAUGUAACUAUAUGCGCUUGUCCUUAUCAAAUAAGAGGCUUGUCUGAA